This is a messenger RNA of Vicugna pacos (alpaca), 12814 nucleotides long. The record is from RefSeq and is a predicted model, not a curated record. NCBI's taxonomy places the organism in Eukaryota, Metazoa, Chordata, Mammalia, Artiodactyla, Camelidae.
CUGUCUACACAGGCACUUGAUUCUUCUAACCAGAGAAACUUCGAUUAAAACGAACGUCAAGGUGGUCUCAAGCCUGUUGACGAGUAACAGAAUAAACUCCUGCAGGAGGAGGGAAGAACACUGAGCGUGGGCAGCUCGCUUGAUAAGCGAAGUAACAGCGAGAACUAACCACCUCCCUUGGCUGCCCCGCCUGCCCGCCCAGCAGGUGCUCCCGUCCCUGCGCGGAGGCGGGGCUGGGCAGGUGGAGUGCGGCCUCCCCGCCAACCAGCGACGUAGGACGCGCUCCGGAGACACUCAUUGGCUCGACUGCCCUCCACAGUCCUGGAUCCAGGGCUGCUAUUGGCUGAGGGGUUGCCGUGGCGACGGCCACGCACAGGCGCAGUGCGCGUCGCUGGAGGCCUGGUGACUGCUAGGCAACGGGAAACAUUCCCGGCUUGGCGACAACUUUCUGCUCCCGGACUGGCCUUCGCUCUGUCUCUGCGGCGGUGGCUGCUCUAUCCUGACUACCUCUCCAGGAGUGAGGAUGGCUUUUCGUGCCUCAGAGAAUGACUUGGACCUGAAAAACAUUGAAGAGCUGAUGGAAAACCCAGGGCUUACAAGACUGAAUAGUAUAAAAGCAAAGGGAAGGCUGAGCUUUGCAACACCCACAGAAAAUGAAGAGGACACACAGUUCCUUACAUUUAAGCACACUACAAGAGCUCAGGAGAGGACAAGAAAGCGACAGGAGCCGAUAAAACUAGAGCCUCUGCCAGUGCUAAAAGUCUACCAAGAUCAUAAGAAGCCAGAAUACAUAUAUGACCAGAACCGACGCCGAUUAAUCGCUUCUGGAGUCUUAAAGCCUCCAGGAAGCACUGAAGAAAGACGUGCUACCAAAUCCCUUAGUCAGUGUCUUGACCAUGAAGACUCUGUGAAAAAGAAAAAGCAGUGGCCUGCGGCUGAGACAUUCUUACCCUCUCCGUCUAAACUGCCACGUACCAGCAUUGGCAGAAGAGGCCUUUACGAGACCAGUGCCUCAGCUUACCCUGAGUACCACUUCCACGACCGGGAGGAAGUCGUUAAAGCCAACAUUCAAAAUCCCUUGCAAAUCAUUAAAAUCAUACGUGAAAAUGAGCACAUCGGCUUUCUUUACAUGAUCUCUGCGGUGCCAAGAUCGUCCAUUGAAUAUGACACGUAUAACCUGAAGGUUGUAAAUUAUGAGAACAUUAAUAAAAAUGACUACUAUACUAUUAGCAAAAAGGCAGUAACACAUGUUCAUAAUUUGCGACCAGCUCUUCUCAAAAUAAAUGAAUUAUGCUAUCAUCUGAGUUUUAUGGGACUUUGUUAUAUUGAAAAAUGUCACACCUACACCCUGGAAGAAUUUAAAACUGCGCAAGUCGUAAAGCUGGAAGAGGUGACAGAGCGUCUAGAAGAAUUUCGAAACGUGGCGAAAGAUGUGGUGAGGAAGGCCUGUCGAGUUGCUCUGCACGCUGCAGGAUUUGUUCCUGAUGACUGUGCACGUGAAUAUGCUGAGGGUUAUGGUAAAAUACCAGGGAGUGGAAGUUUCAUUGAGUUUUCUGCUCCUGGAGACACCGAGAAAAUGACGUACACCGAACAGGCCAGCAAAAGGCACCACUGCACGAGGCUGACACGCUUUAUCCGUCUAAACGACUAUCUAAUUGAGAACACAAUGCACGUGUUAACGGUGAAUUCUGCCAGCUCUCUUUUGAACUACCUCACUGUCAAGCUAAAACGAACACCGUCAGCAGAGACCAUUCAGAAAUGGAUUACAGAAGAGAAACUUGAGGUCGCUGAUAAAAAGGGGCCCCCUGUGUUGGAGAGACAGGAAGAGGACGAGUCCCUCAUCCCCAUGUUUCUCACGGAGCUGAUUUUGACCGUCCAGUCACUGCUCUUGGAGCCUUCUCUGGAAGACUUUCUGGAUGGUAUAUCAGGUGCAGUUAAUCACUUCCAGAACACUGUGUUAUCAGUUCCUAAUCUCGUGCCCGAUACGUAUUUUGAUGCUUUUACCAGCCCUUACAUUAACAACAAGCUGGAAGAGAAAACUUGUGGAUCUGGUCCAAGCUUAGCAGCAGUGUUUGAUGAUGAUAAGAAUUUUCACACAAUUAUCUUUCAAAUAAAGGAAACCAUACAGGCAGCAUUUCAAUCUGCUCAGUUAUAUGCAGCUACGUUUGAAAAGUUUCAGAUAUUCUUCAAGGAAAAUGAAGGUCUUGAUCUACAAGCUCUUAAGCUUCAAGAACCCGAUGUUAAGUUCUUUAGUGAACAACUGGAAAAAUAUCACAGACAGCACAAGGACGCAGUAGCUUUAAGACCCACCAGAAAUGUAGGAUUGCUGCUCAUCGACACUAAGCAACUGAAAGAAAAACUAAUUCCAUCACCUUUGAGAUGCUUGGAGGUGCUCAGUUAUAUGCUUCCUCGCCAGAGCAAGAAAAAAGUGGACGCCAUUAUCUCUGAGGCACAAGAUGCAGAAUAUAAACUUGAAUUUGUCCCAACUACCACCAUAGAAUAUGUUAACAGCUUGGUAUUUCUUGACGAAAUUCAGGAACGGAUCGAAAGCCUUGAGGACGAAGGGAACGUGGUGAUUCAGAUGUACAAGCUCAUCGAGCAGUACCAGGUCCCCACGCCGCCCGAAGACUUCGCGGUCUUUGCAACCAUGAGGCCGUCCAUCGUCGCUGUUCGGAACGCCAUCGAUAAGUCUGUGGGAGACAGGGAGGCAAGGAUUAAGCAGUUCUGUGUGCACUUGGGUAGAGACCUUGAGGAACUGAACAAUGAAGUGAACGAAAUAAAGCUGCUGGCUCAGGAUCCACAGAUUUUGGAUAUUAAUGCUGACCAAGACAAAAUAAAGGUCAUGUUGAAAGAUCUGCAGUUCGUUCUGGACGAUCUUCAGAAACGUGCAUUUCAAUAUAAAUCCUAUCAGAAGAAUUUUAAGGUAGAAGUGUCCAAGUUUGAAGCUUUGGAAGAAGUUAGUGCUGAAUUGAAGCUCAAACAAUUGCUCUGGGAUUCUUUAUCUGAAUGGGAUCAACUUCAGCAAGAAUGGUUAAAGUCCAAGUUUGACUCCCUGGAUCCAGAAUUUCUGAACAGUCAAGUUUCUAAAUAUGCCAAAUUUGUGACUCAACUGGAAAAGGGCUUGCCACCCAACAGCGUAGUGCCCCAGCUAAAACUUAAGGUGGAGAAAAUGAAAGAAAAGCUUCCAGUCAUUGUUGACCUGAGGAACCCAACCCUGAAGCCUCGACACUGGGCAGCCAUUGAACAGACAGUUGACGCCACUCUGGUGGACCUCGACGUCUCCUUAACCUUGGAGAAGCUCACCGAGUUGCACGUUUUUGACUUCGGCCAAGAAAUCCAGGACAUUUCUGGACAGGCUUCUGGAGAAGCUGCCUUAGAAACAAUUCUUAAAAAGGUGGAGGAUUCUUGGAAAACAACCGAAUUUGUUGUUCUCCCUCACCGUGACUCCAAAGAUGUGUUUAUCCUGGGCGGCACAGAUGACAUACAGGUGCUUCUUGAUGACAGCACCAUCAACAUCGCCACCAUGGCCUCAUCACGGUACGUGGGUCCCCUGAAAGCGCGAGUGGAUGACUGGCAGAAGCAUCUUGCUUUAUUUAACCAAACACUGGAAGAGUGGCUGAACUGCCAGCGAAACUGGCUGUACCUGGAAAGUAUUUUUAAUGCUCCAGAUAUUCAGAGGCAGCUGCCUGCGGAGGCCAAGAUGUUCCUGCAGGUGGAUAAGUCAUGGAAAGAGAUCAUGAGGAAAGUGAACCGGCUCCCCAACGCCCUCCGAGCGGCCACCCAACCAGGACUUUUGGAGACUUUUCAAAAUAAUAAUGCAUUACUUGACCAAAUUCAGAAGUGUCUAGAGGCAUAUUUAGAAUCAAAAAGAGUUAUCUUUCCAAGAUUUUACUUCUUGUCAAACGAUGAACUCCUGGAGAUUCUGGCCCAGACCCGAAACCCCCAGGCUGUGCAGCCGCACUUAAGGAAGUGCUUCGACUCCAUCUCGAAGCUCGAGUUUGCUCUCAUGCCUCCCACCGAGGGGAAGAUUCCUGGGAUGGACGGAGAGCCAGAAAAGGUUUACACUAACGACAUUCUGGCGAUGCUGUCACCAGAGGGAGAGAGGGUGAGCCUGGGGAAAGGCCUCAAGGCCCGAGGCAACGUGGAGGAAUGGCUGGGCAAAGUGGAGGAAGCCAUGUUCGCGUCUCUGCGCCGCCUCUGCAAGGCCUCCAUCGCCGACUACCUGGGGAGACCGAGGACAGAAUGGGUGGUUGCCGGCCACCCUUCUCAGGUGAUCCUGACCGUCUCUCAGAUCAUGUGGUGCCGAGAUCUGACGGAGUGUUUGGAAGGAGAAGCCGGUCACCACUUAGAGGCCCUGGAAGCUUUUGAAAAAGUGAACUUUGAGAGAUUGAAUGCCCUGGCUGCGAUAGUCCGAGGCAGUCUUCCUAAAUUACACAGAAACAUCAUAACUGCCUUAAUUACUAUUGAUGUACACGCAAGAGACAUAGUCACUGAGCUUGUUCAAGCCAAGGUGGAGGAAGUCGAAUCCUUUGACUGGCAGAGACAGCUGCGCUAUUACUGGGAUGUAGACCUGGACAAUUGUGUGGCAAGAAUGGCGCUGUCUCAGUACACGUACGGCUAUGAGUAUUUGGGUGCCUGCCCGAGACUGGUCAUCACCCCUCUCACGGAUCGCUGCUACCUGUGCCUCAUGGGGGCUCUGCAGCUCGACCUGGGAGGCGCACCAGCUGGCCCCGCUGGCACUGGGAAAACCGAGACCACCAAAGACCUCGCGAAAGCUCUCGCCAUCCAGUGCGUGGUCUUCAACUGUUCCGAUGGUUUGGACUACAAGAUGAUGGGGCGCUUCUUCAGCGGCCUGGCACAGUCGGGGGCCUGGUGCUGCUUUGACGAAUUUAAUCGAAUUGACAUCGAAGUGUUGUCGGUCAUCGCGCAGCAGCUCAUCACCAUCAGGAGCGCCAAGGCGGCCAAGCUGUCUAGAUUCAUGUUUGAAGGGCGGGAAAUCAAGUUGGUGACGACCUGCGCAGCCUUCAUCACCAUGAAUCCCGGGUACGCAGGCAGAACCGAGCUGCCGGAUAAUCUGAAAGCCCUGUUUCGACCGUUUGCGAUGAUGGUUCCAAAUUACGCCCUGAUUGCAGAGGUAAUCCUGUACUCCGAAGGAUUCGAAUCCAGUAAGAUUUUAGCGAGGAAGAUGACUCAGAUGUAUAAGCUUUGCAGCGAGCAGCUUUCUCAGCAGGAUCACUACGACUUCGGCAUGAGAGCCGUGAAGUCCGUGCUGGUCAUGGCUGGAUCUUUAAAAAGAGAGAACCCAGACCUCAGUGAAGAUGUGGUGUUGAUAAGAGCUUUACGAGACUCUAAUUUGCCAAAAUUCCUAGCAGACGAUGCUGUUCUCUUCAGUGGAAUUAUAUCUGACCUUUUUCCUGGAGUCCAAAUUCCAGCACAUGAUUAUGGAAUAUUACAGUCAACAAUUAUAAAUGUCAUGAAUGGACAAAACCUUCAACCUGAGACAUGUAUGGUUGAAAAAGUGAUACAGUUCUAUGAAACUAUGCUAGUAAGGCAUGGUGUCAUGUUAGUCGGGCCAACUGGAGGUGGCAAGACCACAGUUUACCGAAUACUAGCAGAAACUUUAGGAAACUUGCGGAAACUUGGUAUAGAUAAUCCCUUUUACCAACCAGUAAAAACAUAUGUUCUUAAUCCUAAAUCGAUUACAAUGGGUGAAUUGUAUGGUGAAGUUAAUAACAUAACCUUAGAGUGGAAAGAUGGUUUGAUGGCGCUCAGCGUCCGAGCAGCUGUGAAUGACACUUCCGAGGACCACAAAUGGAUCAUCAGUGAUGGGCCAGUGGAUGCUCUUUGGAUUGAAAAUAUGAACACAGUCUUGGAUGAUAACAAGAUGCUGUGCCUGGCUAACAGUGAGAGGAUUAAACUCACGCCUCAAAUCCACAUGCUUUUCGAGGUGCAAGAUCUAAAGGUUGCCUCUCCUGCGACUGUCAGUAGAUGUGGGAUGGUGUUUGUGGAUCCCGAUGAGCUGAAGUGGAUGCCUUACGUCAAAACCUGGAUGAGGAGUGUUUCUAAAAAACUGAACGAAGAAACCCAAGGGUAUAUAUUGAAUCUUUUCCAGCGUUACGUUGAUGAUGGUUUAAAUUUUAUCAAUAAAAAGUGCAGCCAAGCAAUCCCGCAAGUGGACAUCAGCAAAGUUACCACACUCUGUUGCUUACUGGAGUCUCUGAUGCUCGGGAGAGAUGGAAUCAAUUUGACAGUGGAGCAAACAAAACUGAACACUAUACUGUGUCAGACUUUUAUAUUCUGUUACGUAUGGUCUCUAGGCGGAAAUUUAACUGAAAACUACUGGGAUUCUUUUGACACGUUUAUUAGGACACAAUUUGAUGAUAAUCCUGAUGCCAGGCUUCCCAGUUCCGGCGACCUGUGGAGCAUUCACAUGGACUUUGACACCAAACGGCUGGACCCCUGGGAACGAAUCAUACCCACCUUCAAGUACAGCCGAGAGGUCCCCUUUUUUGAGAUGCUUGUCCCCACGGCUGACACGGUGCGCUUUGGGUACCUGAUGGAAAAACUCCUGGCAGUCAGGCAUUCGGUGCUGCUCACUGGAAUAACUGGAGUUGGCAAGUCUGUUAUUGCAAAAGGACUGUUAAAUAGAAUUCAAGAAUCAGCUGGCUAUGUUCCUGUGUAUCUGAAUUUUUCCGCUCAAACUUCAUCGGCAAGAACACAAGAGAUCAUUGAGUCCAAACUGGAGAGGAAAAGAAAAAAUAUUCUAGGAGCACCGGGAAACAAGCGAGUCGUGAUUUUUGUUGACGACUUAAACAUGCCCAGACUGGAUCGCUAUGGCUCUCAGCCUCCCAUUGAGCUGCUCCGGCAAUUUCAAGAUUUUGGUGGAUUUUACGACAGAAACAAGCUCUUUUGGAAAGACAUACAGGACGUGACGAUUGUAUCCGCGUGCGCGCCCCCGGGCGGCGGCCGGAACCCUGUGACCCCCCGCUUCAUCCGACACUUCAGCGUGCUCUGCCUCCCCGUGCCCUCGGAGCACAGUCUGAAACAGAUUUUCCAGGCCAUCCUCAGUGGCUUCCUGAGUGACUUCCUACCGGCUGUAAAGCAGACUGCAUCAAACAUUGUAGAAGCCUCAGUCGAGAUCUAUAACAGAAUGAGCAUUGAUCUCCUGCCGACACCGGCCAAGUCCCAUUACAUCUUUAACUUGAGGGACUUAUCCAAAUGCGUGCAAGGUAUCCUCCAGUGUGAUCCAGGAACAAUAAGAGAAGAAUUACAGAUAUUUAGACUCUUUUGCCAUGAAUGUCAAAGAGUCUUCCAUGAUCGUUUGAUUAAUAAUGAAGAUAAGCACUAUUUCCAUGUUAUUUUGACAGAAAUGGCCAACAAACAUUUUGGAAUUGCAAUAGGUCUGGAAUACUUUUUGACUAGGCCCAUCAUAUUUGGAGACUUCAUUAAGUUUGGAGCGGAUAAGAGUGAUCGGAUUUAUGAUGACAUGCCUGAUAUGGAGAAAAUUGCAAACGUUCUGCAGGACUAUCUGGAUGAUUAUAACCUUAUUAACCCCAAAGAAGUAAAGCUGGUGUUCUUCCAAGAUGCCAUAGAGCACGUUUCAAGGAUUGCCCGCAUGGUUCGUCAGGAAAGAGGCAAUGCCCUGCUGGUUGGGGUGGGCGGCACAGGAAAGCAGUCCCUCACGAGGCUCGCAGCCCACAUAUGUGGUUACAGAUGUUUGCAGAUUGAGCUGAGCCGGGGGUACAACUAUGACAGUUUUCACGAAGACCUGAGGAAGUUGUACAAACUGGCUGGUGUCGAAGACAAGAAUAUGGUUUUCCUCUUCACGGACACCCAGAUUGUAGUGGAAGAGUUCCUAGAAGAUAUAAAUAACAUCCUGAACUCGGGUGAGGUGCCUAAUUUAUUUGAAAAGGAUGAACUGGAGCAGGUUUUAGCAGCCACCAGGCCAAGAGCAAAAGAAGCAGGAAUUUCUGAGGGGAACAGAGAUGAGGUGUUCCAGCACUUCAUCAGCAGGGUCCGUCGGAAGCUGCACGUUGUUCUCUGCAUGAGCCCCGUCGGCGAGGCCUUCCGGGCCCGAUGCCGGAUGUUCCCAUCCCUGGUGAACUGCUGCACCAUUGAUUGGUUUGUCCAGUGGCCCAAAGAAGCACUUCUUUCUGUGUCAAAGACAUUUUUCUCAAAUGUUGAUGCUGUCAGCGAUGAACUGAAAGAGAAGCUCGCGCUCAUGUGCGUGAACGUUCACUUGAGCGUCUCCACCAUGGCUGACCGCUAUUACGCAGAGCUCCGGAGAAGGUACUACACAACGCCCACCUCCUACCUGGAGCUCAUCAAUCUCUGCCUGUCCAUGCUGCGAGAGAAGAGGAAGCAGUUGGUUUCAGCGCGUGAACGGGUGAAGAAUGGUCUCACCAAACUAUUGGAGACAAACGUUCUCGUAGACAAAAUGAAAUUAGACCUUUCCGCGUUGGAACCUGUCCUCUUAACGAAAUCUCAAGACGUUGAAGCCCUUAUGGACAAACUGGCAGUAGAUCAAGAAAACGCCGAUCAGGUCCGCAACAUCGUGCAGGAGGACGAAGCGGUAGCAAAAGCGAAGGCGGAAGAAACCCAAGCGAUAGCGGACGACGCUCAGCGAGACCUUGAAGAAGCGCUGCCCGCGCUGGAGGCUGCCAACAAGGCGCUGGAUUCCCUAGACAAGGCGGACAUAUCUGAGAUCAGAGUCUUCACAAAGCCCCCGGACCUGGUCAUGACCGUGAUGGAAGCAAUUUCCAUCCUCCUGAAUGCCAAGCCUGACUGGCCCACAGCGAAGCAACUGCUCGGUGACUCUAACUUCCUAAGAAGACUUCUAGAAUAUGAUAAGGAAAACAUAAAGCCCCAGGUCCUGGCAAAGCUUCAGAAGUACAUCAAUAACCCUGAUUUUGUGCCUGAAAAAGUAGAGAAAGUGUCCAAAGCGUGCAAAUCCAUGUGCAUGUGGGUGAGAGCAAUGGAUCUGUACUCCCGGGUGGUCAAAGAAGUGGAACCAAAGAGGCAAAAGCUCCGCGCUGCGCAGGCUGAACUUGAUAUGACCAUGGCUACUCUGAAAGAAAAACAGGCAUUGCUAAAACAAGUGGAAGAUCAAAUACGAACCUUGCAAGAUAAAUAUGACAAAAGUGUGAGUGAGAAGGAAAGUCUGGCAAAGACGAUGGCCCUGACAAAGGCGCGUCUGGUGCGCGCGGGAAAGCUGACGGCCGCGCUGGGGGACGAGCAAGUUCGAUGGGAGGAGAGCAUCCAGAAGUUCAGCGAGGAGAUAGCGAACAUCGUCGGGAACGUGUUCAUAGCAGCGGCCUGUGUGGCCUAUUACGGGGCCUUCACAGCCCAGUACAGGCAGUCGCUUAUUGAGUGUUGGAUACAGGACUGUCAGACCCUGGAGAUCCCAAUCAAUCCUUCCUUCAGUCUCAUUAACACGCUCGGCGACCCCUACGAGAUACGGCAGUGGAACACAGACGGGCUGCCCCGAGACCUGGUAUCAACGGAAAACGGCAUCCUGGUCACUCAAGGGAGACGGUGGCCUCUGAUGAUUGACCCCCAAGAUCAGGCAAACCGCUGGAUAAGAAACAAAGAGAACAAAAACGGUUUAAAGAUCGUCAAGCUUACGGACAGUAAUUUCUUGCGCAUACUUGAAAAUUCGAUCCGCCUCGGCUUACCCGUCUUACUGGAAGAGCUCAGGGAGACCCUGGACCCGGCCCUGGAGCCCAUCCUGCUGAAACAGAUCUUCACCAGCGGCGGGCGGCUGCUCAUUCGCCUCGGAGACUCGGACAUUGACUACGAUAAGCACUUCAGGUUCUACAUGACGACCAAGUUGCCAAACCCGCGCUACCUGCCUGAGGUGUGCAUCAAAGUCACCAUCAUCAAUUUCACGGUGACCAAAUCAGGUCUGGAAGACCAGUUGUUAAGCGAUGUGGUGCGGCUUGAAAAGCCUGAGCUGGAAGAGCAGAGGAUCAAGCUCAUUGUGAGGAUCAACACCGAUAAAAACCAGCUGAAAGCUAUCGAAGAGAAGAUCCUCAAAAUGCUCUUCACAUCUGAGGGAAAUGUUCUGGACAAUGAAGAACUCAUUGACACACUCCAGGACUCAAAGAUCACUUCCGGUGCCAUUAAAAUCAGGCUGAAGGAGGCAGAGUCCACGGAACAGAUGAUAAACGUUGCCCGUGAGAAGUACCGCCCGGUGGCCACUCAGGGCUCUGUGAUGUACUUCGUGAUCGCGAGCCUCUCGGAAAUUGAUCCCAUGUACCAGUAUUCGUUAAAAUACUUCAAACAGGCAAGUGUCUUGGUGGUGGUGAAAUCUGCGAGGACAGACAACCUGCAGCAGCGCAUGGAAGUACUGCUAGAGCAGACUCUCCUCGCCGCCUACGUCAACGUCUCGAGAGGACUUUUCGAACAACAUAAACUCGUCUACAGCUUCAUGCUCUGUGUUGAGAUCAUGCGUCAGCAAGGACGCUUAACGGAUGCUGAGUGGAAUUUCUUCCUCCGAGGUUCUGCAGGAUUAGAAAAGGAACGCCCACCCAAGCCUGACUUCCCCUGGCUGCCUCCUGCCAUGUGGUUCGCGUGCUGUGACUUAGAAGAAUUAUUUCCAGUUUUUACGGGACUUACAGACCAUAUAGUGCUACUUCCUAUUUCCAUACGCAUAGGAUCGUUUGAGACUUAUAUUAACCCACAGGACCAGGACGCCUAUUCGAAAACAGAGGAUGAUCAUUUCGUGACAGAGGAAAGGCUGACCACAAGCAAUAAUUCUUGGCAUCCAGAAUUAAGUUCUUUCCAAAAGCUAAUUCUUAUUAAAUGUUGUAAAGAAGAAAAGGUGGUUUUCGCUCUUACAGACUUUGUAAUAGAAAAUCUUGGGAAAUGCUUUAUAGAGACUCCACCCGUGGACCUGCCCACUCUGUACCAGGACAUGUCGUACAGCACUCCCCUGGUGUUUAUCCUGAGCACAGGCUCGGACCCCAUGGGCGCAUUUCAGAGGUUUGCCCGGGACAGCGGGUAUUCAGGACGGGUGCAGUCGAUCUCACUGGGGCAAGGGCAAGGACCCAUUGCUGAAAAAAUGAUCAAAGAUGCAAUGAAAUCAGGAAACUGGGUAUUUCUUCAAAACUGCCAUCUUGCUGUCUCUUGGAUGUUGGCGAUGGAAGAGCUCAUUAAAACCUUCACAGAUCCAAAUGUUGUUAUCAAGGACACCUUUCCUUUUUUAAGUUCCAUGCCUAGCAAUGCGUUCCCUGUCACAGUUCUUCAAAACUCUGUCAAGGUAACCAACGAGCCUCCGAAAGGUUUACGCGCAAAUAUCAGACGAGCAUUUACUGAAAUGACACCUUCAUUUUUCGAAGAAAAUAUCCUUGGAAGAAAAUGGAGACAAAUAAUAUUCGGCAUUUGUUUCUUUCAUGCAAUCAUUCAGGAGAGAAAGAAGUUUGGCCCUCUUGGUUGGAAUAUCUGCUAUGAGUUUAACGACAGCGACAGAGAAUGUGCUUUACUGAACCUCAACCUGUACUGUCACGAAGGAAAGAUCCCCUGGGACGCGCUGACUUACAUCACCGGUGAAAUUACAUAUGGAGGCAGAGUCACGGACACGUGGGAUCAAAGAUGCCUCCGCACGGUCCUGAAAAGAUUUUUUUCUCCUGAAACGUUACAAGAGAAUUAUAAAUAUUCUGAAUCAGGCAUCUAUUUUGCCCCCGUGGCUGACAGCCUGCAAGAGUUUAAAGACUACAUUGAAAACCUGCCUUUGAUAGAUGACCCGGAAAUAUUUGGAAUGCAUGAAAAUGCCAAUCUCGUUUUCCAGUACAAAGAGACCAGCACUUUAAUCAACACCAUACUGGAGGUUCAGCCACGGUCAUCUUCUGGUGGAGCAGGAAAGAGCAAUGAUGAAAUUGUCCAAGAACUCGUUGCUUCUGUCCAGACCAGAGUUCCAGAAACCCUGGAAAUGGAGAGUGCGUCCGAGAGCCUUUUCAUCAAGGAUCCUCAAGGACGCCUCAACUCCCUGACCACUGUCCUUGGACAAGAAGUGGACCGGUUCAACAGCCUGCUGAAGCUGAUACACACGUCUCUAGAUACGCUCAGCAAAGCCAUCGCGGGGUUUGUGGUGAUGUCUGAAGAAAUGGAAAAGGUGUAUAACAGUUUCCUCAACAACCAAGUUCCCUCUCUGUGGUCCAGCACAGCCUACCCUUCCCUGAAGCCACUCGGGUCGUGGGUCAAAGACCUCAUUCUGAGGACUGCGUCUAUGGACUUGUGGCUCAAAAGAGGUCAGCCUAAGUCCUUCUGGAUCUCCGGUUUCUUCUUCCCUCAAGGAUUUCUAACAGGCACCCUUCAGAACCACGCUCGGAAGUACAACUUGCCUAUAGAUGAGCUGAGUUUCAAGUACAACAUGAUCCCUGCCUAUCGCGACGAAGCCGUGGUUAUAGAAGCUGCCAAGACAGUGCAGUUUGGACAAGAACUGCCCAUGGACACGGAGUUGCCCUCUCCUGAGGAUGGCGUUCUUGUUCAUGGCAUGUUCAUGGAUGCUUCCCGAUGGGACAAUGAGGAGAUGGUGAUAGAAGACGCACUGCCCGGACAGAUGAAUCCAGUGCUGCCUGUGGUCCACUUUGAACCUCAACAAAAUUAUGAGCCAAGCCCAACACUCUACCACUCCCCACUUUAUAAAACAGGGGCCCGGGCAGGAACCCUUUCAACCACAGGUCAUUCAACCAACUUCGUGGUGACCAUCCUCUUACCCUCCAAGCGGCCCAAAGAUUACUGGAUUGCCAAGGGAUCGGCCCUGCUCUGCCAGCUGAAUGAGUGAAAAGGAGCCGCCUCUGGGCAGAAAGAGAAC